AAUAUUUAUAAAGGGCUUUUGUAAGUAGUCACGUUGCGUUGCGGCAUCAGAACAGCAGCGCGUGUCGGCCAGUGAGCAUCUUUACAGCGUUUAUACAUCAGUUAGGUUGUUUUGAGCAGCAGGCAUCAUGACGCACCAGUACCCAGCACUCUCCCCCGAGCAGAAGAAGGAGCUGCAGGACAUCGCCCAGCGCAUCGUCGCACCCGGCAAAGGCAUCCUCGCUGCGGAUGAGUCCACAGGCAGCAUGGCCAAGCGCCUGAACCCUAUCAGCGUUGAGAACACGGAAGAGAACCGCCGUCUGUACCGCCAGCUCCUCUUCACGGCUGAUGAGCGCAUAAACAACUGCAUCGGCGGCGUCAUCUUCUUCCAUGAGACGCUUUACCAGAAGGCAGAUGAUGGCACUCCUUUCACCAAGAUUAUCAAGGACAAGGGCAUUGUCGUGGGCAUUAAGGUUGACAAGGGUGUCGUUCCUCUGGCAGGGACCAAUGGUGAAACCACAACACAGGGGUUGGACGGCCUGUCGGAACGCUGUGCUCAGUAUAAGAAGGACGGAGCUGACUUCGCCAAGUGGCGUUGUGUGCUGCGGAUCAGCGAGACCACUCCUUCAGAGUUGGCGAUCAAGGAGAACGCCAAUGUCCUGGCUCGCUAUGCAAGCAUCUGCCAGCAGAACGGCAUCGUGCCUAUCGUAGAGCCCGAGAUCCUGCCUGAUGGAGAUCAUGACCUCAAGCGUUGCCAGUACGUCACGGAGAAGGUCCUCGCUGCCUGCUACAAGGCUCUGUCUGACCAUCAUGUCUACCUGGAGGGCACACUGCUCAAACCCAACAUGGUGACCGCCGGACACUCUUGCCCCACCAAGUUCUCCUCUGAGGAGAUUGCCAUGGCAACAGUCACCGCCCUGCGCCGCACCGUUCCUCCAGCAGUCACAGGCGUAACCUUCCUGUCUGGAGGACAGAGUGAGGAGGAGGCAUCAGUCAACCUGAACGCCAUCAACACCUGCCCCCUGACCAAGCCGUGGGCACUGACCUUCUCCUACGGCCGCGCUCUGCAGGCUUCAGCCCUCGGCGCCUGGCGCGGGGUCAAGGAGAACACGAAAGCCGCCACGGAGGAGUUCAUCAAGCGCGCUGAGGCUAAUGGCCUGGCUGCUCAGGGAAAGUACGUGUCCAGUGGAACUGCCGGAGCUGCAGCACAGUCUCUGUUCGUGGCCAACCACGCCUACUAAACCCCACCUCCAUCUCCAUGCUUUCUCCAGCUUCUGCCGACCAGUAGUAUCUUCCACAGCAGCUCUUUUCUCUGUGCCACCAGUCAAUCGCAGGCCUGCGCUGCGCUGUUGUGUGUCCUCUGUGCAAGAGUUGUCAAAAUGUCGUCUGUUAUUCUGUCUUGCUAAAAUUUCUUCAACGCGGUAGGAGGGAAGGUUGAGAAGCAGAACGAGGAGAUCUUAAAAGGUCAUUUUGUGACAGUGGUUCUGAAAUAUUAAUUAAAUAGUGUUGCCUGCAUGGCUGAAUUAUUAACACCCGAUUCAAAUUGUGUUUCAUUUUCAAAAACGUUUCUUUUUUUUGGUUAGUAUUCAAUUCCAAGAUGCAGUUCUAGGUUCUGUAGUGCUCAUGUUUUGUUAUUCCUGUAACUCCUGGUCGAUGUGCUGUGGGUGUGAGUGCAGAACUGUGGAGAGCAAACAUUGUUAUCCAUUCCAGACGUCGUGUACUGUAUGUCCGAGACGUUGCAGGAAGGUAGGAGUAGAGUAGACGCUGAGCAGGGCAUUCUCUCUCUCUGUGUGUGUGUGUGUGUGUGUGUGUGUGUGUGAGCGAGAGAGAGAGAGAGAGAGAGGGAAUGAGAAGGAGACGAGACUGUGUACUUCGGUGUCCAUCACAACAGUUUUAACGACCAAUUGACUCCCACCAACAGAGGAACGUUAUUUAAUCUGUAGUACAAAGUGUUAUGGAUUGCUCAUCUACUGUUUUUGAUAAUCCUAGGAUACUAACUGUAUUAGUUUGCUGUUUGUGUCGUAUGCUUGAAUCUAUUACGCUCUCCCUCUCCAUCUGUAGCACAGUGAUGCAGAGACAAAGUUUAUUGGUUUAAUGCGCCGGUAAGGACCUAACUAUUGAGCAUUUCCAGGAGAGCGGUCACUGCUGAUUUGGAUAAACUGUGAUGUUGUGGUGUUAUUCCCUAAACACUUGGUGUUUUAAUCAGGAAAAAAUAUAUACAAAAUAAAGCAAUCAAAAUCUUA
Messenger RNA from Neoarius graeffei (lesser salmon catfish), 2221 nucleotides. It is a transcript of the gene aldocb, whose product is annotated as aldolase C, fructose-bisphosphate, b. Gene Ontology annotation, biological process: glycolytic process; fructose 1,6-bisphosphate metabolic process. The record is from RefSeq and is a predicted model, not a curated record. Bases 128 to 1219 code for a protein of 363 amino acids. The transcript is spliced from 9 exons. NCBI's taxonomy places the organism in Eukaryota, Metazoa, Chordata, Actinopteri, Siluriformes, Ariidae. Gene Ontology annotation, molecular function: fructose-bisphosphate aldolase activity. Gene Ontology annotation, cellular component: cytosol.